GGCAGCCUUGCGACUUUCUAAGGUUAUUUGCCCUUAGUUCACAUGGCCGUAACUGCCUCACCAAAAGUAGUCUGUGACGUCUGCGCUCUUAGUGGGCUUCUCCUCUGAAUCUACACUAGUAAGGCGACAGCUAAAAGUAUAUCGGGAUGUUUUCGUUGUAAUAUGGCAGGUAGCCGGGGCAAAGCAGUGCUUCCAAGUGACAUUUCAGCCCCGGACAACUUGCAGGUAUCCAGCCAUGUGGAUGAAACGUCUGGGGGUCAGCUGCGCCCCCUGCAGCCUGCCCCUGAUCCCCCUGAAACCCACUCCCACCGGCAGGAGAAUGAACUACAGGCCCUGGAGGCCAUCUAUGGGAAAGACUUUACUGACCUGAGAAAGAAGGCUCCCUGGAAGAUACAGCAGCCCCCUGAAGUUGUUCUUGCCUUGUACCCUCAGGGAUGUGUAGCUUAUGUCAAGGUGGAUUUGUGGGUAAAGUGCCCUGAAACCUACCCUGAUGUUCCACCUGAAAUCAAGUUGAAAAAUGUGACCGGUUUAUCCAAUGAAAAUAUGAACGCUUUGACUUCUAGUUUGGAAGAGUUGGCAAAACAACUUUGUGGGGAGGUAAUGAUCUAUCAGCUUGCAGACCAUGUCCAGUGCUUUCUAAUGGAGUACAAUCACCCACCUCCGAAAUCAUUUCAUGAAGAGAUGUUAAAAAACAUGCAGAAGCAGCAGGAGAAAAUCGCUCUUGAAGAAGAGAGGAGAAGAGAGGAGCUUCAGAAGGAAGAAGAGCAGAGGAGGCGGGAGAUUUUGGAUGAAAUCCAGAAGCGUGAAGAAGAGAAAAAAGAAGAGAAACGAAGGAAGGAAUUGGAGAAACAGGAACGAAUUGAAAAUGCCAAUCUGGCUUACCAAGAAAAUGUUAAUAGGAUUAAUAAUUCAGGGUCCAAAACACCAACCAAUACGAAUGGAAGCUUAAUUGAACAAGGAGGAUGUAACAGAAAUAGAACAAAUUCUGCCAUACGCUCAAAGCGAGAUCGUCUAUACUCUGUUUGUAGUAGUGAUGACAGCAAUGCCUCCUAUGAAAUGCUCACAUUUGAUAUUGGAAGCAGCGGGCAACUGGUUGUGCAUCGUGGGAAAUGUGUGGGAAAGGAUGAACAGCUGGGUAAAUCAGUUUACAAUGGUUUGGAGGUAGCUUCUGGAAAUUUUGUCAUGAUAUAUGAAUGGGUCCUUCAGUGGCAGAAAAGUAUGGGCAAGUUCCUUACUGACCAAGAGAGAGACAAAGUUGAAAAGUGUAAAAAGCAGAUUCAGGGCACAGAAACUGAAUUCAAUUCUCUCACUAAACUGGGCCACCCAAAUAUUGUGCACUAUUUAGCAAUGCAAAUUAAAGAACAAGAAGAUUCAAUUUCCGUUGCAAUAGUAACUGAGCACGUCAAUGGAUCUGCACUUUCCAGCUUUCUCCUAAAGGAAGUUCCUGUCUCUGUAGAUCAACUGCGUCAUUAUACCGCUCAACUUUUGUCUGCUUUGGAUUAUCUACACGUAAAUUCAGUUGUGCACAAGGUCUUGUGUGCUUCCAAUGUGUUUGUUACUACUGAUGGGACAGUGAAAUUAUCAGACUACAGUCUUUCCAAACGCUUAGCCGAUUUGUGUAGGGAAGAUAUUUUUGAACAGACCAAAGUGCGCUUCAGCGAGGAUGCUCUGCCUAGCAAAACUGGGAAGAAAGGAGAUAUCUGGAAACUUGGUUUAAUGCUGCUUUCUCUUAGUCAGGGAAAACUAACAAAAGAAUAUCCAGUCAAAGUGCCUAGCAACCUUCCUGCUGAUUUCCAAGAUUUUCUGAAAAAAUGUGUUUGCUUGGAAGACAAGGAGCGUGCAAGUACACAGUCACUUUUGGGGCACGACUUUAUUAAUCCACCACCUCCGAAAAGUCUUUCAAGUGAGGACAGUCCUGAAGAUUUCACAGGUGUGGACUGUACAGAAACGGUUAUACCGAGCAACCUCAUAUCUAAUGCCACAUUUCACAUAGAAUCUCAGAGGCCUUUUUCUCGAUAUUACAAUGAGUUUGAAGAAUUAAAAAUGCUUGGAAGGGGAGCAUUUGGCGCAGUAAUUAAAGUUCAGAACAAUCUAGAUGGCUGCUAUUAUGCAGUAAAGAGGGUGCAAAUUAAUCCAGCGAGCAAACAGUUCAGAAGAAUUAAAGGUGAAGUGACAUUGUUAUCUCGGCUCAAUCAUGAAAACAUUGUAAGAUACUACAAUGCUUGGAUUGAAAAACAAGAGCAUCCCUCUUCUGUGACCCCAAAACCUGAAGCUGUAGAAGAAGAAAAAAGAGUGGUGGCAAAGCCAGAGCAGAUUGUAAAGAAUGACCUGGGUUUGUUAGAUGAUAUAGAGGCCAAUGCACCUGCCCCCAUCAUGACAAGUUCUGUUGAGUGGAGCACAUCUUGUGAAAGAUCAUCCAGUGCACAUUGUAGCAGUGGUGAUCAGGAUUCAAGUGAUGAAGAUGAUGAGGAUGACGACGAUGAGGAGGGAGUCUUUUCACCAUCAUUUCUGCCAGGAAUGGACUCUGACAGUGAGAUAAUUUUUGAAAAUGAAGAUGAGAACAGUCCUGUACAGGACGAAGAAUGUGACAAAAACAAAGACCAAAAAUCCUCCAGUUCUGAAAUGGUGACUCUGAAUCAGACCGUGCAUUACCUAUAUAUUCAGAUGGAAUACUGUGAGAAGAGUACCCUACGGGACACAAUAGACCAGGGAUUAUAUCUUGACAUAAGUCGUCUCUGGAGGUUAUUUCGGGAAAUUUUGGAGGGGUUGACAUAUAUUCAUGAACAGGGGAUGAUUCACAGAGAUUUAAAGCCUGUAAAUAUCUUCUUGGAUUCUGAUGACCAUGUGAAGAUUGGAGAUUUUGGUCUGGCUACAGAUCAUCCGGCCUAUGUUACUGAUGCAACACAAGGAGAUGAUGAUCAAGUUGUCAGUGAUCUUGUUAAAGUUGAUCCUGAAGGGAAAUUAACUGGUAUGGUUGGUACUGCCUUGUAUGUAAGCCCUGAGGUUCAGGGGAACACUAAAGCCUCUUACAACCAGAAAGUGGAUCUCUUCAGCCUUGGUAUAAUUUUAUUUGAGAUGUCCUACCGGCCAAUGGAUACAAGCUCAGAAAGGAUUUCAGUAUUAAGCAAGCUAAGACAGCCUUCAAUUGUCUUCCCAAAUGAUUUUGAGACGUGGGAGACUGAAAAACAGAGGAAAGUUAUUGCCUGGCUGUUAAACCACGAUCCAGCAUCCCGUCCGACUGCCAUGGAACUGCUUAAGUGCGAUAUUCUACCCCCACCACAACUGGAAGAAUCAGAGCUCCAUGAGGUUCUCCAUCAUACGUUAGCCAAUAUUGAUGGCAAAGCUUAUCGCACAAUGAUGAACCAGAUUUUUUCCCAGAGAAUAACGCCUGCUAUGGACUAUACUUAUGACAGUGAUAUUUUGAAGGGAAGUUUUUCCACACGUGCUGCACGGUUGCAUCAUUAUGUGUGCGAGACUGUCUCCCGGAUAUUCAAAAGACAUGGGGCAGUGAAACUGCAUACUCCUUUACUGAUGCCCCGAAACAAAACCGUAGCAGAAAGCAGUGAGUCUGCGUGCUUUAUGGAUCACAGUGGCAUGCUUGUAACUCUGUCUUAUAAUCUCAGGAUACCAUUUGCCAGAUUUAUUGCUAGAAAUAAUAUAACCAAUUUAAAAAGAUACUGUAUUGAAAGGGUAUUUAGACCACGGAAACUGAACCGAUGCCAUCCCAAAGAACUUAUUGAAUGUGCCUUUGAUAUAAUCACAUCAGCUACAAACAGCUACCUGCCUAUUGCAGAAACGAUAUACACAAUAUAUGAGAUUAUACAAGAAUUUCCUGUUUUGCAGGAAAGGAAUUACAGUAUUUAUGUGAAUCACACAUCAUUAUUGAAGGCCAUUCUUCUGCAUUGCGGAGUGCCUGAGGAUAAACUCAUCCAGGUGUAUAAUAUCCUCUAUGACUCCAUGGUUGAGAAGUUGACAAAGAGAGAGGUUGAAGCCAAGUUUUGCAAUCUGUCGCUCUCUGAGAAUAGCUUGCAUCGGCUUUAUCGGUUUAUUGAGCAGAAAGGAGAACUUCAUGAACUGGAGCCAAUGAUCACCUCUCUCACCAAGCAGAAAGCAGGAGUCAGUGUGUUGGCAAAGCAAGGGUUAAAAGACCUACAGGAAGUUAUUGGCUUUGUGAAGAGACUUGGCAUAAAACUUCAGGUAGUUGUAAACUUUGGGCUUGUGUAUAAGAUGCAGCAACACAGUGGAAUUGUUUUCCAGUUUGUGGCAUUUAUCAAGCGCAGACAAAGGACUGUUCCUGAUAUCCUGGCAGCUGGGGGUAGAUACGACCAUCUGAUUUCACAGUUUAAAGGACCUCAUGCUGGAGUCAAUGUUUUACCCAAUGCUGUGGGUGUUAGUAUAGCAAUAGAUAAAAUAUCUGCAGCUCUUUCCAGUACAGAAGAACAUGCCAGCAGCUGUGACUUGUUAGUUGUCAGUGCUGGAACGAUGUCUGUAAAUCGAGCCAUUGGAAUUAUUCAGAAGCUUUGGGCUGCGGGUAUUACAGCAGAGAUCAUGCAUGACUGGUCAGAGUCCCAGGAUGAGCUGCACGAGUAUUGCAGUAACUCAGAUAUUACCUAUGCUGCUAUUAUCUCCGAUAAAGAAGGGAAUCAUGUAAAGUUAAAAGUGUUUGAGAAGGAAAGACAGAGCGAGAAAAGGAUGUUAGAGACUGAUCUAGUGGAUCAUAUGGUACAGAAGCUACGUAUGAAAGUCUCUGAUGAAAGAAAUAGCAGAGAAGCAUCAGACAGCCUGUCAGUGCAAAAUGUCAAGGGAUCAUUUGCAAACAAUCAGGGUUUGUCUGAACAACACAGUACUACACUAAGUCCAGGUAUCAGCGUCAUAUCCCCAGAAAAGCUGUCUGCCAGCGCAAGGAGACGAUUUGAAAUGCAUGUCAUUUCAAAACUUCAGACAUUUAUGACAAAUUUCCAGCAGAGAAAUAGUGAAAUAGAAAUUUUGGCAGUAGAUCUGCCAAAAGAAACUAUACAAGUAUUAUUAUCCUUAGAGUGUGCAGAUGAGCAAGUCUUCAAUGCUUCGGUGAAAACACUUAUGUCUCGAUUGCCAAAACAAAGAUAUCUAAAGACCAUUUUUGAUGAAAUUUAUACUAUCAAAAUAGAAAAACGAGUGCCAGUGCUUGUGCUGUACAGUUACAGAGACGAUUACUACAAGAUACUGUUUUAGUGCAGAGCUUUUGUACAUUAGCAUGCCAUAUAGGAUCUUGAGCCAAGACAUUUUGGAACAGAAGUGGAUUUUAAUAACAGCACUUUGAUUCUACGUUUACAAUUCAGUCCUUAAAGAUUUUGAGUAUUUCAUCCAGGAAGGAAUUUGUAUACUGUAUUAUCUUAAGGUUCAAAAAACCUUUUCAUAAGCUGUGAUCAUGUGUUCUUUAUAUUUUACACAAAGGAUGAAGGUAUUCUUUUUAUUGAUUUUGUAUACAUUCCUAUUAAGAAAACCUGUUUUAUUAGUUCAUAAAAAUGCUUAUUUAUAUUUUUGAAGAAAAAAAAAAAUCAGGUACUUUAUAAUCAGAGGGAUGUAUCAUCUGUUCUGAUAUUCUGACCAUUGUCUAAUAUAUGGUGAAUAAAGGCCUGUUGUUGCCUCUGUUUUUAUUUUGAGCAGAUUUUGAUUAUUAAAUAGGAUAAAAGAUGUGUGUUUUGCGAAAAUAGUUAUCAUAAGGAAAACAAUACAGGUAGUUAUAAGUGCCAUCAUUUAUUGCCAAACUGAAGUCUCACAAACUGUUGAAUUUCUGUGUUAUAAUUCCUGUAACUUGUUCUGAACCUGUAUAGGAAACAUGACUUGGCACAUUA
This is a messenger RNA of Bombina bombina (fire-bellied toad), 5834 nucleotides long. RefSeq names its product eukaryotic translation initiation factor 2 alpha kinase 4 (gene EIF2AK4). NCBI's taxonomy places the organism in Eukaryota, Metazoa, Chordata, Amphibia, Anura, Bombinatoridae. The record is from RefSeq and is a predicted model, not a curated record. The transcript has 39 exons. Gene Ontology annotation, molecular function: protein binding; ATP binding; eukaryotic translation initiation factor 2alpha kinase activity. Gene Ontology annotation, cellular component: cytosol. The coding region runs from base 163 to 5211 and encodes 1682 amino acids. Gene Ontology annotation, biological process: DNA damage checkpoint signaling; regulation of translational initiation by eIF2 alpha phosphorylation.